GAUGCUGUAAUUGUGCUGAUCUAUAUCUGUUUAAUGGGUGCUGCUGGGAAGUCAGUCCACCAGAAGGGUUAUAAACCUGAGGCUUACAAGCAAAGCAGAUCCCAGAGAGAACUAGAGUUGAUAAAGGGAGGAACUCACAAAUCUGGCAGUCCAAUCUUCAGAAGAAGUCCUGAUCAAACAAAAUCUCCUGUGACAAAAUCUGAACAAUUAUUAAGGAUAGAGGACCAUGACUUUACAAUGAGGCCAGCAUUUGGAGGACCUCCUAUACCAGUAGGAGUAGAUGUUCAGGUUGAGAGCCUUGACACUAUCUCUGAGGUUGAUAUGGACUUCACUAUGACGCUGUAUCUGAGACAUUAUUGGAAGGACGAGCGCCUGGCCUUUCCAAGCACCAACAAUCAGAGCAUGACCUUCGACAGCAGACUGGUGAAGAAGAUUUGGGUGCCUGACAUGUUCUUUGUUCACUCGAAAAGAUCUUUCAUCCAUGACACUACUACGGACAACGUGAUGUUGCGGGUUUAUCCUGAUGGAAAUGUUCUUUACAGUUUACGAGUAACAGUCACUGCCAUGUGCAAUAUGGACCUCAGUCGUUUUCCUCUGGACACACAGACCUGCUCACUUGAGAUAGAAAGCUAUGCUUACACUGAUGAUGACCUCAUGUUGUAUUGGAAGAAAGGGAAUGAGUCUUUAAACACAGAUGACAGGAUCUCACUGUCCCAGUUUCUCAUCCAAAAGUUUCACACGACUACAAAGCUAGCUUUCUAUAGCAGCACAGGUUGGUACAAUAGGUUGUACAUCCACUUCACUCUCCGUCGCCACAUCUUCUUCUUUCUGCUACAGACAUACUUCCCUGCCACACUCAUGGUCAUGUUGUCCUGGGUGUCAUUCUGGAUCGAUCGUAGGGCUGUACCUGCAAGAGUACCUUUAGGUAUUACUACGGUUCUUACAAUGUCCACCAUCAUCACUGGCGUCAACGCCUCUAUGCCACGAGUGUCCUACAUCAAAGCAGUGGACAUCUACUUGUGGGUCAGCUUUGUGUUCGUGUUCCUCUCUGUUAUCGAGUAUGCAGCUGUCAAUUACCUGACCACCGUGCAGGAGCGCACAGAGAGGAAGCUCAGAGAGCAAUUACCCUGCACAUGUGGUAUAGCACGCCCAGUUGAGGACAUGAUAGUCGCUACUGCCUAUAGUGAUGUGGACCAAAGCACAACAGGGAACUAUGGGAUGCCAGAGAAUGAAGUGAGACAGGAGAGGAUCUUUGCUCAGUUCACAUUAGCAGACAAUCAGACCACCAGUCAGGUGAGGAGCUUAAGAAGCUACGUCAACAUCUGGAUAGACACUCAUGCCAUAGACAAGUACUCAAGGGUGAUCUUUCCUGGAGCAUACACCCUCUUCAACAUCGUCUACUGGUCCAUCUACUCCUAA
Molecule: messenger RNA, 1419 nt
Organism: Tachysurus vachellii
Lineage: Eukaryota; Metazoa; Chordata; Actinopteri; Siluriformes; Bagridae
Product: gamma-aminobutyric acid receptor subunit rho-1
Exons: 10
Coding region: 34-1419 (461 amino acids)
Biological process (GO): signal transduction; chemical synaptic transmission; nervous system process
Cellular component (GO): GABA-A receptor complex; membrane; synapse
Molecular function (GO): extracellular ligand-gated monoatomic ion channel activity; GABA-A receptor activity; neurotransmitter receptor activity
Source: RefSeq, a predicted model, not a curated record